UUAUGCAGGGCUUCCUUGGAAUUAACAAAAAUUGUCAAACUUAGCCACAAACACUGUACAGGUUUUUUUUUUACUAUAGAACCUGCUGAAGUAUUCCAUUUAAUGUAAUCGUAAUAAGGAAAGCCGUUAAGUCGUAAAGAUUUGCAAGUUGACAUCCUUUUCAAAAUAGACUCUUCCACAACUUAAUUCACGGCAGAUUUUACCGGGCGAGUGAUGGCACGGCUCGAGCUAGCGGUAGCUAGCACAGUAGCGGCGUGAUCGUCAGCAGCUCAACUGCUCUGUGGGCAUGUCCGGACCAGCAGGAGGCGGUUAUCCUUGGAGCUGUCGACGUAAUGAAGUUACUAACAUUGCGAGGCUUUCAUCAACAAACGUGACGAGUGCUUGUAGUGACGUGCUUUUAUUAUCAGGACCUGUAUUUUCCAGUCAGAAACAGCUGUUCACCGGUAGCACUAGCAGGAACCUGGGAACGGACCGGUCAGUCCGUGUACGGUGAUCAGAGAGGAAGCUUCGCUCGUAAUAAAUUUCUCGCUUGUGGACUGGUUUGUAGUCGGUGUAGGCCUACUACGCGUGGAUGACAUGCUCUCCAAAAACGUAAAACUCGAUCUUCACGAGGCAGCUUUUUCGGGGAAUGUGGGAUUGCUUCGAUUACUUCUUGAUCAAGGAGAGGAUCCUGACGGGAGAAGCCUGCAUGGCCAGACCGCCUUGCACAGGGCGUCGAUGAAUGGUAACUUGGACUGUGCCAGGAUUCUGAUCAGCUACGGCGCACAGACGCACAUGCAGGACCAAGCAGGUUGCACUCCGUUGCACUAUGCGGCUGGCAAUGGCCACUUGGUGCUCGUCAAAUGGUUCAUCCAUGAGGUGGACGUCAACCUGACCCCAAAGAGUAACAAGGAACGGACACCCAGGAUGCUUGCCAAGAGAAAUGGACACAGCAAAGUGGCACACUUCCUGGCUGAAAUGGAAAACAAACAGUCUGGCUUUUCAUGGCUUGGAAGCCCUUGAUGGCAGCAUUGAACAUCAAAGUGACCAUACAUUAAAAAAGACACCACUGCCAAGGAAAUUGUUACAGUGUAUAUACUCGGAACCAAAUUGCAGUUGACAUUGGACAGCACGUCUAUACUUCUACAUCCGCAUGCCUCUGCCACGGUUUUGUAUUUUGCGAGAGCACAGAUAUGUCUGCCAUCGGAUGUUGUUCUUGACUGAGGAGAAGAUGGACACUCUCAAAGAAUUCAGAUGGGUCUUGAAAUUUCCUCCUAUUUUGACAAGAUAGAGUAUGUGGGCUAGGGUGUCUUGUCCUGUCAACUGAAGGCUGCUCACCUGCUUACUAUCACAGGCUCAUCACAUGACAUUCACAUAUUACCUACCUGUACACGUACAUUUCAAAUUCCCAUGUAUGUGUACAUUGUAUGCAUUACAACUUGGGUACAAAAUUGUUUCGAAAGGUGUUUGUCACGGGUGUUUUUUUGGCAUUUGUUGUCAAAAACAGCUUGACCCUUCUUUGGCAGUGCAAACGCAGUGUAAGAGGGAUCAGAACCAGUGUCUAGAUCGAGCACAGGCAUUCUAAGACAACACCAGUUGUGCCAUCUGUGUCUUACGCAUUUUUGACCCAGUAAAGUUACAAAUCUGUCAAAAAUUAAACCACAAGAACUGUUGACCGAUUAAUGGCAUAGACGAUGGUUUGAAGCAACCCCUGGUCAUGGUGCACUGUUGGCAUGCAAUCACUACUAGAGCUACGGUACAGAAAUUACAAUGCUAGGAAGAGGAAGAGAUUUAUUGUCUCUGUGAGGUAAUAGGAAUCAUAAAUCGUCUACUCCUUGCUUUGUGGAUGUCUGAAUAGCAUAUUCAUAAGCUCAGCAGUUGUUAAUUGAAAUUCAUCCUUUGAUAGGAAAGUAGUUAUAUGUAUUACCAUCUGAGGAACUGGCUUCCUACGAUAAGUAAGCUUCAGGGGCAAUUUUAUUUUGAAGACAAAUUUACCUAAUGCAGAUGGAGAAGAAUUAAUUAAUCACCAGCCAGUGCAAGGCAUCAGACAAUAAAAGUUUUAUGAGGGGAUUACAUGUUGCAGUUUAUGGUUUACUGAUAAGUUUUGGACUCACGAUGGGAGAGAUAAUGACAGGUGCAUAACAGGGGGAAAGAUAAGAUUGAGGAAAUAGGUUUUGGGCAGAACAGUUACGUUGAGAAAAUGUUGUAGCAGUUAAAAAGGAUUUUAACUCAAAUGGAUAUGGUCAGUAUGCUGGGGGUAGAGGUUGUAUAUGUACAUGUACACGUAUGUUUGUGUAAAUGUAUCGGACUGUCUGCUGUGCAUGCAUGCACAUCUCACCAGUAUCUCUCCAACUCAAAAUUGAGUGUUAUUUACAAUGGAUUGUGCACGAUUGGUAGGUCACGCAUGAUUAAUACUCCCAUGCCUGGUUUGCACUUACAUGUGUUAGUAAUUUUGAAUGGAAGUUCCUAUUGAUAUUAAUUUGUCCUUCACUGCUGGAGAGCCUGGUCUGAUCACCUCCCUCCUUGUUUACUCUGCGAGCUCAGCGGAGACUGUUUUGUAAUUAUCAGAAAAGCCGCUCUCCACCUCUGGGAAAAUUACUUUAUACACAUGCAACCCAAGGGAAGGCAGUAGUGACAUUUGGCUUCAGGACGCCCGUACCGGUAGGUCUGGGCCCAGCCUCUGCAUUGUUGCCACUGUGCAGAAAUCCAACACAAUGCAGAGGGGCAUUUGUGACAUGGUCCAUGUCCGUGAAACUUGAAUCAAUUCAGAAGGGAAUAUUCUGGAUAAAAGAUUUUUUUAAGGUUGCCUUAUUGUUUCCAUUUCAAUAAGAUAGAGCUUCAUUUGCCUUCUUGACCAACAGAUGACAUGCCUUAUAAUAUUAAAUAUAUUCAUGUGUAGUAAUUCAAUUUUUAUUCAUAAGAAGGACGGUGCCUACCUGUGGAAACCCAGUGUAAAAUCAUUCUUAAAAGUUUACUCAAAGGAUAAAUUGUCUGUGAUCUGUUCUUCUGCUAAGUCUUUAUACAUUUGAUGUUUUGUUUUGUUUUGCUUUUCUCCAUUGAACUGAAUGUUCUUGUAAAUGAUGUUAAGGUUACUGCAGUUCUGUUGACUUCAGCCCAGAUCCUUACAAUUAUGUAUAGGUUUGUCCAUCCCUGCUAGAUUGUGAAGGGCUUCCUUUCAAUUUUGCUCUCCAUUGGUGUUAAGAUAACAUUCCAUUUCAACAUUUUCAAGUGCUGUUCCAAUUAGGAGUCAUUACCACAGACAUAUAAAUGCAUAGGCCACCAGAUCGCAAUCUACUACAUGAAUAUUUCAUGAUCUGCACAGCGCCAGACUAAAAUCAAAACUAUGGGCAAAUUCACCCCUUGAUAUGGGGAAUUUACGCACAGUUGAAGAAUUCCAGCCUUACAAUUCUAUGAAGCCAUUUUUCAAUUAUGAAAAAAUCCGCUGUUUACUUAAUCUGGCUUAUGUACAUUCAAAACACUGCAGUUGAAACACUUGAAAAGAAGAGCAGGACUGAAGAGCAAAUCAGUGAACGUAUUUUGGGAGCAUAUGUAAACAAAUGCAGGCAAUAUAAGUGCGUUGCGCGUGACGCGUUUUGAACGUGCUGUCAUCCAUCACUCUACCCGUUGUUUGCCCAUACUUUUCAAAGUCAAGGUUAUAUGCGCGCGACUGACAGUCUAUGUCUUAUAUGUCUGUGGUCAUUAGACACGCAUCACUAGUGCGUUUGCUCCAGCCUGUAUCGUCAUUACAAUUUAGACAAAUCUUUAAAAGUGUUGGCAACGUAAUUUAAUGUGUCUCCGAGAAUUUACCACUGUAGGUAGUGUGUACACUAUGAGUGAUCCCCCUCCCCCGUCGCUGCACUCUACUGCAGUCAGUCAGCCACUGUACUUUGGAGUCACUGUAUGCUCAGCAGAGUGGAAAUAAAUAUCCAGUCUGCCAAUUAUCAGAACGACAGCGCACGUUAUCCACGGUAGAGAGAUGUUGCUGAUUUUACAUAGGAAAAUGCGUACAUGUAUGCACAACUACAGGGCUCAGUUGUCGUGUGAGCAAGUGAUUUUGCAGGACUUUGGUAUUGUAUGUAGAUUUCUAGAGUGCUACCUUCUGCUGGUAGUCUUUUUUCCUCAAUUUUUUGUUGUUAAGGAGAUAUGGUUUGAGACAUGAAGUACAUUUGUGAUUUACAUUUUUUAUUGGGGGAAGGUGGAAAUAUUACGAAAUUAUGGCAACCACUUGUUUGCAUGGGGGAUGUUGUUGAUUGGAAGUAAUUUCAUGGAGCAGCUAAGCGCAACAUUUUACUCGGCAAAGAAAGAUUUGCGUAGCAUAAACUGGCCCAAAAGUGAUAGGAUUUUUAUUGCUUCUGGCUGGUUCUCUCCUGUUUGGGUUAGCACAAUAAGCCAGUUGUAUUUUCUACUCAAAGCAAAAUGAAAUUGAGUCCAGGAUGGAGUUGAUUUGGAGGAUUUUCUGUGGAUAAAUACCCAAAAUAGAAAAAAAUGAACUGUAAACCGUGUGCACACGUCACAGUGAAUAGAAAUCAAAAGGGAGAUGUAUACAGUUAAAAAAGAAAUGGGUAGUGGGGUCUGCAGAAAUUUGACUUUCUUUUUCUGAUUUAUGCCCCUUGACAUUUUGCUCCCUUUAUCCAAGCAGUUUUUUUUUAAAAAGUCAUGCUCGUUCACUUGAAAUGAACACUGUACAUCAUCACCAUCCAUUGCGUUUAAUGCCUUGUGCAUUUAGAAGCCAUUUGUGAAAUGAAUCAUGGACAAUACAACCAUCUCAAAGCACCCAACUGGUGUGACUCUGCAAUGAGCCAGCACCGCCAGCAAAUAAAUAAGAGGAUAUCAUCAAACACGUCUUCAAUCAUCAAUCCUGCAUCGUUCUGAUGAGAGAGUAAUGGAUGGUGCGCAUUUCCUGAAGUGUCUUGGAUGAGACUAUAAACACAUCGAGUGGUAAUCGGCCCAUUCGGUGGCCUGGGUCGCAUGUGUUAAGGGGCCAUCAAAGGAAUUAGUGUUUGCCGAUGUCCUGUGCAUGAUGAGGUACACAAGAAGCACUAAUGGCAGCCGGGGAGACAUGUACAUGUGUGGAGAUAUAUUUACACUAAGAUUGGAAAGCUAACCGGCGAGCUACUGUAUAUGAUUACUCAAAGUAAGUGUGUUCACGUAGAAAGUUUGAAGCAAUCUGUCAGAACAGGUGAUGCAAGCCUUUAAGUAAUCUGGUCUCUGCAGAUGAGUUCAAGCUUUGUAGGAGACAAACAUAUGCAUAUCCUUCUCCCUGAUGACUCUUGCUGUGAAUGUGAUGAGCAUUCAGCUUCACUCUUUCUCCUGAAGAAGAACAGAGCACACUGUUCGAAACGUCGAGUGAACCCCGGUUCUUUUCAGAACCACACACACUCAAAGAGAGAAUUUGA
Messenger RNA from Acanthaster planci (crown-of-thorns starfish), 5375 nucleotides. RefSeq lists its product as uncharacterized. Lineage: Eukaryota; Metazoa; Echinodermata; Asteroidea; Valvatida; Acanthasteridae. The record is from RefSeq and is a predicted model, not a curated record. Gene Ontology annotation, molecular function: protein binding.